AUGAGCGGGUCCCCACCUAUUGUGAUUUGGAUCGCACUCGUCGUCAGCUUCCUGUUCGUGGUGCUGUCGGCCCAAUGGGCCCGGAUGCACAGGGCAAAGCGAAGAUACGCCGGAGACGUGGAGAGUCACCGCGAUAGCAUAGCUCGGCAGCGAGUGGAACGAGGAGAGAUGCAUCUCUCCGCACUGCGAACGCUAUCUCGCAAUCGUAAUCAAGCGCAGGCCACGAUAUCCCUACCACCCCCCCUCAUCCGUCACGGCAGCGUCCACUCCGAAUUUAACCAGGAGCUCCCUAAAUACACGAAGAGCAGCGUCGAUGCCGUUGUUACAGGUCCGGUAUACCAGCCGCCAGCGCACGAUCCGAUACCCGAUAGCAAUCCUCCCGCGUACGAUGCACGUCUAGACGAGGAACCCGCGCCCGCGCUGCACCCGUAG
Molecule: messenger RNA, 432 nt
Organism: Punctularia strigosozonata HHB-11173 SS5
Lineage: Eukaryota; Fungi; Basidiomycota; Agaricomycetes; Corticiales; Punctulariaceae
Exons: 3
Coding region: 1-432 (143 amino acids)
Source: RefSeq, a predicted model, not a curated record